UUGUAUCUGAAACUUUGAAACGGACGGUUCGAAUUUUUGUUCAAUUAUUUCAGUUGGCUUUAUACACAAUUCAACAAUUUUCACGAAACCACAAAAAAAAAAACAGAAGCAAAAAAAAGAAAAGAAAAAAAAUAUUCAACAUUUUUCCCAUACACAUAUAAAGCAGAAAUCCAUUAUAUAAACACCCAUACUAUACCAUAUCACAUCAACAACAAGUUCCUAUAAAUAGCCUAUGGAAAUCAAACAAACAAAAAAUAAGGAAAAAAGUGCCGAAUUCAAAUUGUGCGAAAUUAUAAUAUACAUAUUUCAAUCUAUAAUGUUAACCACUUAAAAACAUUCUCAAUAAAAAAAUCAAAAAAACCAACAAAAAUUGAAAUCAAUCUAAACUGUUGAAUUGCAUUAGUGGACCAAUCUUUGGAUAGAUUUUUGGUUUUAUAUUUUGGCGUAUGUAAAAUGUGGCUAAGAUGUCUAUUUUCGAUAUUAUUCCUUGGUAUGGUGGUAAUGACUGAAGCUGGCAUCAAGAUGGCCGAUAAGGAUCACCAUCAACAGGAGUCAACGACGACACUAUCGCUUACGCUAUCCAAAUGUGCCGCCAAAUUGGGGGAAUGCGACGAACGAGAGGGUCCUGUCUGUGGUACCGACGAUCAGACCUAUCCCACACGUUGUCAUCUAUUGAGAGUCCAGUGUAGUGGCCAUCAAGUGAGCCUUAAAUAUCGCGGUUUCUGCAAGGCCUGCCUGGAGGCUCGGCAGUAUUCACGCCGACAAUUGGCACGUAAUCCCCAAUAUUUUGUGCCACGUUGUCGCCGUGAUGGCACCUUUGCUGCCAUGCAAUGUCUGGGGGAAACUGGCUGCUGGUGCAGCGAUCAUUUGGGCAGACCCAUAGAGAAUACCUCAACCUCAUCGCUGCGCUCGAAGCCCAAGUGCCGUGCCUAUAGGCGCAAUACACGUCGUCGUUCGCCCACACGUCUAGUGAAUCCUGUGCCCUCGGAUUCCAGUGAGACUGAGGCUGGUGCUACUGCAGCUCAUCGUGCCUGCAGCAAGGCGGAUCGUUUGGCCUUCAAUGAUCAAUUGAUCGAAAUCUUUCGCAGUGAAUACUUACGCUCUGCGUCUGUACGCGAUCAGCGGCCUACGGAUGCAGAUGUUUUGGAUUGGAAAUUCAUCCAAUUGGAUGCGAAUAACAAUCAAAAGCUGGACAGGCAUGAAGUUCGUGAGCUGAAGAAGCUUGUUAAGAGGGCAGUGAAGCCUAGACGAUGUGGACGUGCUUUUGGCAAGUAUUGUGAUGUCGACAAAGACGAGAGUCUGAAUUCGCUGGAGUGGAGCACUUGCCUAUCCAAAGAUGGCAAUAAUCGUAAUGUGGCUGUCUCCAUUUUAAAUGGUACCACCAUAACGAUAAUGACAACUCCAAAUCCAAAUCGCCAAAACCAUUAUCAAUUGCACUCAACAACCAUAAUGCAUCCGAAACAUGAUCAUACCAAUACGAAUAUCAUUGGCGGCAGUUCCGGCAGCAUUUUACAUACAUCCCAUGAUGAUGCAACUGGCAGUUCAUUGGAGCAUGGUGAUACCGAUAUGGAGACUGAGGAUAACUAUGAUGAUGGCACUGGCACUGGCAGCAUUGGCGAGGACGAUGAUGAUAUGACCUUACCCAGUUUUCCACAUUCACGCACAUCUCUUAACGAUAGGCAGAAUAGAAAUAGAGUCUAUGCUAAUGCCCAUUUCUUCACAGUAUUGAAUUCCAAAACGUCUGCAGAAACGACAAAUAACGAAAACGAGGGUGAGACCAAUUGUUGGACAGAUCAAACUGUGGCCCUAGAGGAGCAGAGUCAUGGUGGCAAAAGUGUACUCUAUGUUCCCGAAUGUAUGCCCGAUGGACGUUAUCAGCGUGAGCAAUGCUAUCAUUCUACACCAUAUUGUUGGUGUGUCAACGAGGACACGGGCAAACAUAUUCCAGGCACUUCGGUAAAGAAUCAGCGACCCCAAUGCGAUGUGGUUAGUGCUGUGCGACCCAUGAAAGGUUGUCCGGAGCCACGUAAAACGCAGUUUCUCAAAGAGUUGAAAGAUUUCCUCAAUACUCAACUUUUGCCAAGAGGCAACACGGGCUCCGAUACAACCAUUUGGAAGUCAGAAGAUGAACGUAUUGCCACUUUAAGUUUUGUAUUUCUGGACAAGAAUAAAAACAAAUCAUGGGAGCGCAAAGAAUGGAAAGUCUUUCGUGAAUUGGUCACCAGUGCCAGAAAUUUGGGUAAAUGUGGCAAAAAGAUGCCACGCUACUGUGAUGUGAAUGGUGACAAGAAGAUCUCGUUGUCCGAGUGGCUAGACUGUCUGCAAUCCCAGAAAACAGAGAGUGCCACCACAGCAAAGCCGGCGCAGUCAAAUGAGACAGCCACUGUGCGACUCCAUGGAUCAAAUCCAUUGGAGCAAUAUCUUAAAGAUUAGUUUUUAAAAUGUUUGUUUUUAAAGUAUUUUUUUUUUUUAAUUAAUAAUUUUUUACUGUGCAGCUGCUCCUACUCAUUAGUUAGAUGUCGUCGUGCCAUGUCAAAAAACUUUUCACACACACACGCAUGCACCCACACCUACACACACUCACACACACGCCUACACACACAUUCCUAUCAUUUAGAUUCUAAAACUUACAUUGUGUGUAUGUAAUUACUAAUUAGUGUUGUAUAUAUUAAUUCGAUAUAAAUUGUCUAAGUUAAGUUUAUAAUAAUAAAACAAAAAAAAAUUUUUAUAAA
Drosophila willistoni is the source of this 2732-nucleotide messenger RNA. It is a transcript of the gene magu, whose product is annotated as SPARC-related modular calcium-binding protein 2. Gene Ontology annotation, cellular component: basement membrane. Bases 454 to 2433 code for a protein of 659 amino acids. Gene Ontology annotation, biological process: extracellular matrix organization. Gene Ontology annotation, molecular function: protein binding; heparin binding; extracellular matrix binding. Lineage: Eukaryota; Metazoa; Arthropoda; Insecta; Diptera; Drosophilidae. The record is from RefSeq and is a predicted model, not a curated record. The transcript is spliced from 10 exons.